CACAGCAAGCAAAGCCCUCUCUUUCCCCCCCCCCCUACACUCUUAAUCUCUAUAAACAAAUGCAGAGCACAACAGCAAUCUAAAAUUCCAUUUCACUCUGCACAAUAAAAACACAUCAUGGCCUAGCUGUUCUUGGAUCCGGAGAUUCUGGGGUCUUUAAAAUUCUUUUGUUAUCUGAUGAAUUAUAAUACUCGAACACCAUUGCUCAUAGCACACCAGAGAUGAUUUGGUUCCUCCCCAUUGUCCCUCCCUAGGCUCAUCUCCCACCCUUGUUUCACUUCCUUUUGUUGGAGUUUGUAGCCAUAGCUUACUUGUUUCUAAUGCCUGUAAAUCCAUGGACCUUCUCCUCCUCCUUCUUCUUAACCCUCUCUUCUUUUCUUCUGGUUCACUUUCCUGCUCUGGCCUUGAACCAACAAGGUCAGGCUCUUGUUUCAUGGAAGCAGAGCCUCAAUGGCUCCCCUGAGGGGCUGAGCAAUUGGGACCCGAGUGAUGAAACUCCAUGCGGGUGGUCUGGGGUCACCUGCAACUUCAACGGCCAAGUUGUGGAGCUGAAUUUGAAGUAUAUUGAUCUUCUGGGUAAGCUGCCUUCGAAUUUCACUUCAUUAUUGACCCUAAACAAGGUAGUCUUGUCAGGCACAAACCUCACCGGCUCAAUCCCAAGAGAAAUCUCUGUUCUUAAACGACUCACCUCACUAGACCUCAGCGACAAUGCACUGAGCGGUGAAAUCCCAGUCGAGAUCACCGAGCUGCCGAAGCUCGAAGAACUCUACCUCAGCACGAACAAGCUGGAGGGAUCAAUCCCGGUCCAAAUCGGAAACCUCACAAACCUGAAGUGGCUUGUUCUCUACGACAAUAAGCUCAGCGGGAACAUUCCUAGCACCAUUGGAAAUCUGCGCCAACUUCAAGUAAUCCGAGCCGGAGGAAACAAGAAUCUCGAAGGUCCUCUGCCCCAUGAGAUUGGAAACUGCACCAAUUUGGUCAUGUUGGGAUUAGCAGAAACCAGCAUUUACGGGUUCCUCCCUGCAACCCUCGGCCUACUAGAAAAGCUCGAGACUUUGGCAAUCUACACCACCCUCAUCUCCGGUCCCAUCCCCCCGGAGCUCGGAGACUGCAGCGUGCUCAGGGACAUCUAUUUGUACGAAAACUCCAUCAGCGGCUCUGUUCCUAGCAAAUUAGGGAACUUGAAGAAUCUCCAAAACCUCCUCCUAUGGCAAAACAGCCUUGUGGGGGUGAUUCCACCGGAGCUAGGCAACUGUCACCAGCUACUAGUCAUUGACAUUUCAAUGAACUCCUUGACCGGAAGCAUUCCUCAGUCUUUUGGGAGCUUGACUUCGCUUCAGGAGCUUCAGCUGAGUGUGAAUCAAAUAUCCGGCGAGAUCCCAGCACAGCUAGGAAACUGCAGGCAACUCACACAUAUCGAGCUGGAUAAUAACCAGAUCGCCGGAAGCAUUCCUUUCGAAUUCGGAAGCCUAUCCAAUCUGACAAUUCUCUUCCUGUGGCAAAACAGGCUUGAAGGAGCUAUUCCUUCGUCUAUUUCCAACUGUGUCAAUCUUGAAGCCGUUGAUUUGUCCCAGAACGCUCUGACCGGUCCUAUUCCCGGUGGGAUUUUCCGGCUUCAAAAGCUCACGAAGCUUCUACUGCUGUCCAACAAUCUAUCCAGCGAGCUUCCGCCAGAGAUCGGUAACUGCUCGUCGUUGAUUCGGUUCCGGGCGAGCGACAACCAGCUCACCGGAGCAAUCCCGCAGCAGAUUGGGAGUUUGAAGAGCUUGAAUUUCCUCGACCUCGGAUCAAAUCGGCUCAACAGGAACAUACCGGAGGGGAUCUCCGGCUGCCGGAAUCUGACUUUUCUCGACCUGCAUUCCAACUCCAUCACCGGAAACUUGCCGGCCGGUUUCAAUCUCCUUGUGUCUCUCCAGUUCAUUGAUUUUUCGGAUAAUAUGAUGGAAGGGACGUUGAGUCCUGGACUCGGUUCGCUGACGUCACUUACCAAGUUUAGUUUGGGGAAGAACCGGUUCAGCGGUUCAAUUCCGAGCGAGCUCGGUUCGUGCGGGAAGCUACAGUUACUGGACCUUGGCGGGAAUGAGCUGACAGGUACAAUCCCGGCAAGUUUGGGCAAGAUUCCGACGCUGGAGAUCUCUCUGAACCUGAGCUGGAACCAACUCUCCGGCGAGUUGCCGAAGGAGUUCGCCGAUUUGGAUAAGCUCGGCAUUCUUGACCUCUCCCACAACCACCUCACGGGCGACCUCCAACUCCUCGCCGGCAUGCAAAACCUCGUCGUCCUCAACGUCUCCCACAACAACUUCACCGGGCGCGUGCCGGACACGCCCUUCUUCUCGAAGCUCCCGGUCAGCGUCAUGUCCGGCAACCCCGCCCUCUGCCUCAUCGGUAGCCAGUGCGCCGACGCGAACCCCGGCUGGUCGCGCCGCCAUAACGUCGCCGCGCGCGUGGCGAUGAUCGUCCUCCUCUGCACCGCCUGCACGCUCCUCUUAGCUGCGCUCUACAUCAUCCUCGGGUCCCGGAAGAGGGCCCACCCCGGGUUCUUCGGCGGGUCCCACGACCCCGACCCGGAGGAAGACAGUGAAGUCGACGUGGGCCCACCGUGGGAGGUGACGCUGUACCAGAAGCUCGACCUCUCCAUCGUCGACGUGGCGAAAAGCCUGACGCCUGCCAACGCCAUAGGCCGGGGCCGGUCCGGCGUCGUGUACCACGUGUCCAUCCCAGCGGGACUCUCGCUGGCCGUGAAGAGAUUCCACACGGCCGAGAAACACUCGGCUUCCGCGUUUUCCUCCGAGAUUGCCACGCUGGCGAGAAUAAGGCACCGUAACAUCGUCAGGCUGCUGGGAUGGGGGGCCAACCGGAGAACGAAGUUACUGUUUUACGAUUACUUACCGCAAGGUAAUUUGGGGAGUUUACUCCACGAGGGGUGCGCAGGAUUAGUAGAGUGGGAUACGCGGUUCAAGAUAGCGCUGGGCGUGGCGGAGGGGUUGGCUUAUUUGCACCACAAUUGCCAGCCGCCUAUUUUGCACCGGGAUGUGAAGGCUCAGAACAUUUUGCUCGGGGAUCAAUACGAGGCCGUUUUAGCCGACUUUGGGUUAGCUAGGUUGGUUGAAGACGAUCAAAACGCACCGUUUUCGGCUAACCCUCAGUUUGCUGGUUCUUACGGCUACAUUGCGCCUGAAUAUGCAUGCAUGCUGAAAAUUACUGCGAAAAGUGAUGUCUAUAGCUAUGGGGUAGUCCUUUUGGAGAUUAUAACAGGGAAAAGGCCAGUGGAUCCAUCAUUCACCGACGGCCAGCAUGUGAUUCAGUGGGUGCGAGAACACCUGAAGAGCAAGAAGGACCCAGUAGAGAUUCUUGAUCAGAAGCUGCAAGGCUACCCGGAUACGCAGAUACAAGAAAUGCUCCAAGCGCUUGGAAUUUCCCUUCUAUGUACCAGCAACAGGGCGGAAGAUCGUCCCACGAUGAAGGAUGUGGCUGCAUUGUUGAGAGAAAUUCGACACGAUCAGCCUGCGGCAGGAAGUGAGGCGCAGAAGCCUGCUAGCACCGCGCUGAAGAAUACAUCUUCUUCCGUGACUCCAGCUCAACUGCUGAUGAUGCAAGGGUCUUCUCAUUGCUCACUUGCCUACUCCUCGUCGGCUGGUUAUCUUUCAAGAUCGCAAUAACAAUGUCAUGCUGUAGGAAAAUAUUAUUUGUUAUGAGUAAUUAGGCUUGAUAUUAUUUGUAGGAGUAGCUAGGGCAAUAUAAUUGGCAUAUUGAGUGUACAGCAGCUUGACAUUAUUGUACUACUAGUUAGUAGUGAAUGAAGGGGGCAUUUCACU
Messenger RNA from Argentina anserina (silverweed cinquefoil), 3815 nucleotides. Its product is annotated as LRR receptor-like serine/threonine-protein kinase RGI3. Lineage: Eukaryota; Viridiplantae; Streptophyta; Magnoliopsida; Rosales; Rosaceae. The coding region runs from base 321 to 3659 and encodes 1112 amino acids. The record is from RefSeq and is a predicted model, not a curated record. Gene Ontology annotation, biological process: protein phosphorylation. Gene Ontology annotation, molecular function: protein binding; protein kinase activity; ATP binding. The transcript is spliced from 2 exons.